UGGGGGAUAACUGAUAAGACUAAGAGCUGUCCCAGUGCUACGUGUCAUCCACGUGGCAACUUACCCAUCGUUGACCUGACCUUUAUUCCACAGCAACUUUCUCCACGCCUACAAACACCAAAUUACCAAAACCAGAGCAACAACGCUAUAACAACUUGUACCAUACCCUUAACCACUUGUACUUUAGGUUGCAUAUAGCCAUUUUUACACUUGAAAAAACCUCUGAUGAUCUUGACGUCCACUCGGCGACGGUUAUCUCUCCACAAAUUCACAACCUGAAAACUUACAUUAUCAUCACUCGUGAUUUCAGAUCUCAACUCACCGAUCACUUGUUUGUUGUUCCAGAUGCAUUCGCAUCACUUGCUUCUCGAGGAACCGAUCCGGAUGGCUUCAAUUCUCGAGCCUUCUAAACCUAGUUUCUUUCCUGCUAUGACGAAGAUCGUUGGGACACUGGGACCGAAAUCUCGAUCGGUUGAGACGAUAUCAAGCUGCCUUAAGGCUGGGAUGUCAGUGGCACGAUUUGAUUUUUCGUGGGGUGACACUGAAUUUCAUCAAGAAACACUGGAAAACCUUAGGGUCGCUAUGAAGAGUACAAGAAAGCCUUGUGCUAUUCUGUUGGAUACCGUUGGCCCAGAGUUGCAAGUUGUCAACAAAACCGAGCGUCCUAUUUCUCUGGAGGCAGAAACCUUGGUCACCCUCACAUCCAAUCAAGAACAAGAAGCCACUUCAAAUCUGUUACCAAUAAACUUUAGUGGGCUUUCAAAGGCUGUGAAAACUGGUGACACCAUUUUCAUUGGACAGUAUUUGUUCACAGGAAGUGAAACAACUUCUGUGUGGUUGGAGGUCAAUGAGGUGAAAGGAGAGGAUGUUGUUUGUCUGAUAAAGAAUUCUGCCACUUUAUCUGGGUCGCUAUUCACCUUACACGUGUCCCAAAUCCGUAUUGAUCUGCCAACCCUUACUGAUAAAGAUAAGGAGGUUAUAAGCACAUGGGGACUACGUAACAAUAUAGACUUCCUUUCUUUGUCUUAUACCCGUCGCGCAGAAGACGUACGGCAAGCUCGUGAAUACCUCUCCAAAUUGGGUGAUCUCAAUCAAACUCAGAUUUUUGCAAAGAUUGAAAAUUUUGAAGGUCUAACCCAUUUUGACGAAAUCCUACAAGAAGCAGAUGGUAUAAUCCUUUCUCGAGGAAAUCUUGGGAUAGAUCUGCCCCCAGAAAAGGUGUUUUUGUUUCAAAAACAAGCUGUUUACAAGUGCAACAUGGCUGGAAAACCUGCAGUAAUUACUCGAGUUGUGGACACCAUGACAGACAACUUGAGGCCCACUCGCGCUGAGGCAACUGAUGUUGCUAAUGCUGUUUUGGAUGGUAGUGAUGCAAUUAUUCUAGGUGCCGAGACCUUGAGAGGAUUAUACCCUGUUGACACUAUCUCUACCGUUGGUAAAAUUUGCGCAGAGUCAGAAAAGGUGUUCAAUCAAGAUUUAUUCUUUAAGAAGACUGUGAAACAUGUUAGAGAACCAAUGUCCCACAUGGAAUCAAUCGCUUCCUCUGCGGUGCGCGCUGCGAUCAAGGUUAAGGCUUCUGUAAUCAUUUGCUUCACGUCAUCAGGGAGAGCUGCCAGAUUAAUUGCAAAAUAUAGGCCCACAAUGCCUGUGAUUUCAGUUGUGAUUCCUCGUUUGAAAACAAAUCAACUACGAUGGACAUUAACGGGUUCUUUUGAGGCAAGACAAUCUCUCAUCGUUAGGGGGCUCUUUCCAAUGCUUGCAGAUCCUCGGCAUCCUGCGGAGUCAACAAGUGCAACAAAUGAGUCGAUCUUAAAGAUUGCAUUGGAUCAUGGAAAGGCUAGUGGUAUGGUCAAGUCACACGAUCGUGUUGUCGUUUGCCAAAAGGUCGGUGAUGAUUCCGUGGUGAAGAUCAUCGAGCUUGAAGACUAGAUCGGUUUUCAAAACCCCGAGGUAAAUCGGAUUCGCGGGUUGUUGCCCAAUUCUAACUUGCAAUUCUCAUGUAUUUAUCAUAAUGCUACCUCAAAUAAUGACUGAACAAAACUACUUUAAAAUUCUUAUUGCAAUCCAAUUCAUGUAUCAAGCAACUUAAAGAUUCUUGUUGCAA
Molecule: messenger RNA, 2104 nt
Organism: Helianthus annuus (common sunflower)
Lineage: Eukaryota; Viridiplantae; Streptophyta; Magnoliopsida; Asterales; Asteraceae
Product: pyruvate kinase 1, cytosolic
Exons: 16
Coding region: 346-1929 (527 amino acids)
Biological process (GO): glycolytic process
Cellular component (GO): cytoplasm
Molecular function (GO): magnesium ion binding; potassium ion binding; pyruvate kinase activity
Source: RefSeq, a predicted model, not a curated record